Molecule: messenger RNA, 2905 nt
Organism: Topomyia yanbarensis
Lineage: Eukaryota; Metazoa; Arthropoda; Insecta; Diptera; Culicidae
Product: ankyrin repeat domain-containing protein 13C
Exons: 6
Coding region: 300-1652 (450 amino acids)
Cellular component (GO): cytoplasm
Molecular function (GO): protein binding
Source: RefSeq, a predicted model, not a curated record
UGCCCCUCUUCUACCUGUGCCACAGGAGAGAAAAAAACGUCCCUAUCUGCAAACAAUUUUGCCACUGUGAGUGAGAGUAUGACUGACUGACUAGUGCUACCUCUGCUUUGCAUUUCGUCUAGUCGAAGAAACCGUCGUGCUGUGAGUCGGGUGAGAGCGUUCCUUUCCAUAACGCAUCAGAACGCAUCAACAUCAGCAGCAGCAACAGUGGCAGCGAAAAAAAUUAUCACCUCGCGAACGUCCGUGUUUUUGAUUAGUAAAAUGUUUUCAUUUAUGUGCUCGCGAGUGAGGCGAAAAUAAUGUCCGAAUCGUACCCGUUGCAUGAGUGCGUUUUCAAGGGUGAUACCAGACGAUUGUCCCAGCUCCUGCGAACGCACGAACCCACGGAAAAGGACAAACAUGGCAACACACCACUGCAUCUUGCGGUUAUGCUGGGCAGAAAAGAAUGCACCUACCUGUUGCUGGCCCAUGGUGCACCAGUCAAAGUGAAAAACCUGCAAGGAUGGUCACCCCUGGCCGAAGCCAUCUCCUACGGAGAUCGGCAAAUUAUAUGUUCCUUACUGAAAAAGCUAAAACAGCAAGCCCGCGAACAGAUGGAACAGCGGCGACCCAAUCUGGUGAAGGCGCUGAAGCAAAUGGGCGAUUUCUACAUGGAACUCAAGUGGGACUUUCACUCCUGGGUUCCACUGAUUUCGCGCAUCCUACCGUCGGAUGUGUGCAAGAUCCACAAGUCUGGCUGUUCGAUCCGUCUGGACACCACGCUGGUCGAUUUCUCCGACAUGCGCUGGGAACGGGGGGACAUUUCGUUCAUCUUCAAGGGCGACAACAAUCCGAAAGACUCGCUGACGGCGCUGGACAACGAUUGCCGCUGCUAUCAGCACGUCCGGCACGAAGAAACCGAGCUGGAGAUUGAGGACGAAGUGGACAUUCUGAUGUCGAGCGAUAUCCUCGCGGCACAGAUGUCGACCAAAAGUAUUAGUUUUACGAAAGCACAAUCCGGCUGGAUCUUCCGGGAGGACAAGAAAGAAACCGUGGCCGGACAGUACGACAGUGAUCUCUAUACCAUAAAUGGACUGACGCUGGAGCAGCGAAAACGGCGGGAGCAUCUGUCCCGAGAUGACCUGCAGAAGAACAAGGCCCUGAUGGAGUCGCUGACGAAGGGCGGCCAGGCGCAGGGCAUCGACCAGAAUGGGGAGAUUAUAAGGCGGGCGUCACUGCAGGCUCCCCCGAGUAGCAGUAUCAACUGGGAGGAUUACCUUUCCGCCAAACCGGGCGAGUAUCCCCAUCUGGGCCGUGAGCUAGUGUAUAAGGAAUCGAGUAAAAACUUUAGAGCUACCGUUGCGAUGAGCAAAGAUUUCCCCCUCAGCGUUGACAUGCUGCUGAACGUGCUGGAAGUGAUCGCCCCGUUCAAACACUUCAGCAAACUGCGCGAGUUCGUAACACUGAAACUGCCCAGCGGAUUCCCGGUGAAGAUCGACAUCCCGAUCCUGCCGACUGUGUCGGCCAAAAUCACUUUUCAAAAGUUCGAAUUCCGGGACGACAUCUCGCCGGAUCUGUUUGUAAUUCCGGACACCUACAAGGAGGACAGCAUGAGAUUUCUGAUUUAUUUUAUAGAUUUCCUGAUUUAUGACCUUUCGAUUUCGACUACGUAAGAAGCGAAGAAUCAGCAGUAGAACUCUGGCACCUCUCGACAUUGGCUAUUGUCCACCCUCCGAUCGAACCGAGAAUCGUUGUGUUUGAGAACGGAGUGUUUAUCAUUAGUCCAAUUAACUUGGUCGUGAUCAUCAACAUAAUCAUUAUCAUCAUCAUCAUCAUCAUCAUCAUCAUCAUCAUCUUCGUAGACGAUCUCCAGUUUCAACCAUAUCGUGUCCAUCUUUAAACAUUUCUUCGUCAUUAGAGAACCAAAAUCAGCAAUAAUCCUAUCUAAGAGAAAAAAAUUAAACCCAAACGAUAAACACUUUUACACAAUCCAGUAGGAAUUUUGUAGUCUCAGCCAACAUAACUUUUGAAGCACACUCAUCGAAAGCUCUCCACCCUACAUCCACGUAUCCGACUGAGCUUAUGACUGAACGAUGGCUAUGAAAAGUCAAAUAGCGUUUAAAAGAGAACAAAACAAAAUAAAAACACUAACGGAACUAAGUCAAGUAGCAGAGAGCAGGUGAAUUGUAAACACAUCUUUCUAUCUCCUCAUUUUUUCUAUAAUGACAUAAACCAUAUGACUACAGGUAUGAAUAACAUAUUCCAUUCCAUUUAAGUAAAAAUAAGAACCUACCGUAGGAGCUUCAUUCGGAGAAAAAAAAAUACAAAAGAAAAUAUCUUGAACGCGAACAGACGAAUAUACCCGAAGCUUGUUGUGACAAAUGGAAAUAAAUUGGAUACUCCCAUCAAAAAAUCCUCUUUCUAAGCUGAAUGGCAAUCAAAAAUUCACUUUGCUAAGUACACCUAGAUAAAUAAAUAUUAUACAAAUGCACAGGAGAAAAUCAAUCCUCAAAUUACUUUCGGCACUCUCUCGAAAUUUCCGUUUCGCUAUCAAGACGUCAUGAUACAGUAUUGUCCAAAUACUCUCCAAAUGUUUUCUGCUUUGUCGCGCUUUUAAUGAAUAGUAUAGAAAAUAAAGAAAACAAAACGGUUCAAAACCAUCGUUAGCAAACAAAGGCAGUGUAGUUACUCAAAUUCGUGCAACCAGUUUGCCGGAACAUAGUCAAAUGGGAAAUGAAGGCCGUAUUUAAUUAGGGCAGCUUGCAUUGUUUCACCGCCGUGACAGUAGUGAUUUAAGCCUACGUAUAGAUCAUUUUGUUGCCUAAUAUAAUUGCAAAGUUCCCACCCCGCCCCUGUUCGUGAAAAUCAAUAGCAAUUGUCUAGUUUUACAAAACCGUGAAAUAAAGAUUAUGUUUGAAACUUUAAA